AUGGACAUCCACCGCUCCCGCUUCGUCCCUUACCCCCUCUCCCCCAUCAGCGCCCUCGCCUUCUCCCGGCCCAGCGAUAGCGCAGGCGGGUCUGAAGGCGCGCUUCCCGCGCUCAAACUCGCUCUCGGGCGCUCGAACGGGACGAUUGAGAUUUGGAAUCCGCAGCGCGGCCUGUGGGUGCAGGAGACGGUUUUUGCGGCCGGGGGAGAGGACUCCUCGGAUGGCGAUGCGGCGGGGAUUGAUGGGUUGCUUUGGACGCAGGGACCUGAUGAGGUGAUUGAGGGUGAUGGCGGAGUGAGUGUGGGGCAGCAGCGGCUGUUUGGGAUUUCGGCUUCGCCUGCUGUGCUCGAGUUCGAUCUGGGGAGUGGGAGGGUGAAGAGGCGGAGCACGGGGAACUUCUCCGAGGUGUGGUGUUUUGCUGCGCAGCCGCGGGCGAGACUUGCGAAAGAGGCGAGCGAGGAGGAGAGGGAGCGGGCUGGGUGGCAGGAGAUUGUUGCUGGGUGUGGUGAUGGGACGCUUGUGCUGCUCUCUACUGCUGGAGACGAUCUUGUGUUCAAGCGGUUCUUGGCUCGCGUGAGUGGGAAGAAGUCGAGGUGUAUGUGUGUUGCGUGGCAGAAUCGGGAGCGCGUUGUUGCGGGCUUCGCCGACGGGGUGAUGAGGGUGUAUGAUGCGAGGAACGGGUCGCUGUUGAGAAAUAUGAGUCUUGGGGCUGGAAUUCCUGGUGCGCCAAAGACGGCGUUGGUGUGGCAGGUGAAGUGCCUGCCGAAUGGCGACAUCGUGUCUGGCGACUCGAAUGGAGAGGUGCGAUUCUGGGACGGCAGGACAUACUCGCUUUCUCAACGCAUCGCUGGCCAUGAAUCCGAUUGUCUCGAUUUGAUCUCCAGCUCGGACGGCAAGACGCUCUUCUCGGGAAGCAUCGAUGGCAAAUUGGCCGUCUAUCGCCAGACUGUUGAUCGUGGGAGGAAGACUUGGGCCAAGACGAGCCAUCGAAGACUACACCACGGCGAAGUGAAGACAAUGGCCGCCUUCGACAGCAAAGGCAUGAGCGUGGUCGUCUCAGGGAGCAGCGACGUUGCACCCGUCAUCACACCCCUCCGCGAGUAUGGCAAAGAGAACAUUCGGUUCCUGCCAACUCUCCCGCAAUCUCCGCCAUUAGUGAGCGCACCCAAAGCCAGACUCUUUGCCAGCUGGUGGGACAAGACGAUCUCCAUCUGGCACAUUGCCAAAAGAGCCGGCGUGGACUCUUCACCGGAGCCACAGAAACGCCGUACUCUCGUCGCGCGCAUCUGCCUCGACACCAAAGACGACAUUCGAAGCGUGACUAUGUCCCCAGACGGACGACUCCUCGCCGCCUCAACCAGCACAGCAAUCAAAGUCUUCCAACUCAAGCGCAAAGCCGAGCAUGAGGCACACCUCGCCAUCCGCAAACUCGAGCUUCCCCACGAACUCGCGGACGCCGGUGCGCGGGUAUUGAAGAUAUCCCCGGAUAGCAAGUGGCUCGCAGCGGCGACGACAGACGACGAAAUCUACGUCGCGCGCUUCGCACCGCAUCCCGCGAAGCCGAAGCAAUCGCAGCUUUUGAAUGAAGUCGCGGAGCUCGAGACGAGGCAUCGCCCGGUCGAUUUGCACUCUGCUUUCCGCUCGUACGAUCGAGCUACGACGCAGAUGGUCUUCUCGGACGAUAGUGCCGUACUGGUUGCGAGUGAUUUGAGUGGAAAUCUCGAUUCGUGGGUGUUGAAGGGCGAGGAAGACCCACUCGCUCCUGCUGUGGGUAAGGCUGCGGCUCAAUUAUCGUCUUCUGAUUCCGACUCGGAUUCCGACUCGGACAGUUCAGACGACGACGAUGAAGAUCUCGUCGCCUUCUACGCCCAGACCUGGACUGAGAAUCCCGCCAACAACCUCCUGCCUAAACUCGACUCGACUCCACUGAUCAUGACGUUCCGUCCUACCCGCCAAUCCUCAUCUUCGAACACACAGCCAAAAGCAAUCGAAGACGCUCACAACCCCAACUUACCCAACGGCCACUACCCGACCCCAGAACAAGAAGACCAACCCCAAAGCAACACCAACAAACACCACCUCCUAAUCCUCACCUCCCGCCACCAACUCUACGAAUUCGACAUCGCAGCAGGCCGACUAACAGACUGGAGUCGUCGCAACCCCUCUUCCCUCCUCCCACCCGACUUCACCAAAAUCCGGGAUCGCGUGAUGGGCGCGGUGUGGGACAAGGAGCGACUCUGGAUCUACGGAAGUUCGUUCCUAAGCAUGCUGGAUUUGGGAGUGGAUUUUGUCGAUUCCGCUGCUUCUGCUGCUGGCGGCAGGGAUACUAACGUGAGCACGAAAAGGAGGCGAAAAGCGGGCGAUCAAGACGCCGCCACCGCCGCCGGAGGAGACCAAAACAAACGCCGCAAAAGCGAGAGCGGCGCAGGGGCCGGUACCAUUACGGAGGUCGAGCUCGAGGGCCAGGGUGCGCGGAUUUUGGAAGACGACGCCUCCAGCGCGGAUGAGAGUGACUUUCUACCUCCUAGUCGGCUGCGCGUUGCUGAUGCAGAGGAAGCAGGCGGUGACGGUGACGGUGAGGGGAUGCAGCUUGCUGUUCGGAAGGAGGGUGAUGGCCUGCGACAAAGGCGGAGACGGUGGUGGUGUACGUUCAAGUACCGGCCUAUUCUGGGUUUGGCGGUUUUGGGUGGCGAUGAGGCGGAGAGGGAGAUGGAGGAUGGGGAGGAUGCGCCGUUGGAGGUUGUGCUUGUCGAGAGGGUUGCUGAGGGGGGGAGUUGA
Messenger RNA from Neohortaea acidophila, 2778 nucleotides. RefSeq names its product quinon protein alcohol dehydrogenase-like superfamily. Gene Ontology annotation, cellular component: small-subunit processome; t-UTP complex; 90S preribosome. Gene Ontology annotation, biological process: maturation of SSU-rRNA from tricistronic rRNA transcript (SSU-rRNA, 5.8S rRNA, LSU-rRNA). The record is from RefSeq and is a predicted model, not a curated record. Bases 1 to 2778 code for a protein of 925 amino acids. Lineage: Eukaryota; Fungi; Ascomycota; Dothideomycetes; Mycosphaerellales; Teratosphaeriaceae. Gene Ontology annotation, molecular function: protein binding; RNA binding. The transcript is spliced from 2 exons.